This is a messenger RNA of Aspergillus terreus NIH2624, 765 nucleotides long. RefSeq lists its product as uncharacterized. Bases 1 to 765 code for a protein of 254 amino acids. The record is from RefSeq and is a predicted model, not a curated record. The transcript is spliced from 2 exons. NCBI's taxonomy places the organism in Eukaryota, Fungi, Ascomycota, Eurotiomycetes, Eurotiales, Aspergillaceae.
AUGUACAUCGCCGGAUCGUCAAGCGAGUUGGAACCCCCCAGACUCUUGCAACUGCCGCUAGAACACCGCAAGAGUAGAUAUCUCGGCCGUCUCCCUCUCGGUUAUCUACUGGAAAAGCUGGAUCCUGGCCCGCUGACCGGGACCAAUCUGCCGCCACUGACGACCUUUUCUUCUGACGGCAGAGAGCCCCUGCUCUUGCUCUUCUACCGCUGGGCGCUUCAGUCGCUCUUCCUCUUGGCCUUCCUGCAUGAACAGGGGGGCUACCUGAUGGAUUUUAGCUCCAGUACGAUCUGGGUCAGAAAGGAUCUCUUCAUUGCUCUAUCUGGAUUUGUGAAUGCCACGAUUCCUACAGAUGAAUGGCCCUACUCUCCUGAUGGGACUCCAUAUGAAGCCGAAAUCUAUUCACAUGACCCGACCGUUGACGGGGUGAAGGCGUGGGCUCUGCCGACAGAUCCAUUGGACCCAACGGAGAAGCCAGGGGAGCAGGUGAAUCCAUGGGAAUUCCACCAGGAACGGCUGAAGGAGGCCAAGCUGCAGCUAUUAGAAGAGGAGCGAUUGGGUCCGAUCCUACUCAAGGCCUGGAAGGGAGAGUAUGAAAAUGCUCGGGAGAUCCUGCAGGAGGUGCGAUUCUAUCCCGAGAAGAUUGGGGUUCGGAUGGAAGGGGAAGAUGAGGUCCUUCCGGACGAUGGGCGCAAUUGGGAGGAUAUCUUCACGGUUCUGAGGGAAGAUGGCGUCCGCUGGAGUCGAGAGAUUCAAUACCUAUGA